AUGGCCUCAGCCGGCCUCAAUUUGGGGGAAAAAUCGGUGAACAGCCCGGAGUCGCAGGACGACGUUCGUCUGCCCAAGGAGCAGUCACCUUCGGCCUUCUUCGAAACAAAGGCCUUCCGGCUGCUCUCGAUCUUCCUCUACUUGGGAGGGAUCAGUGGCCUGGGCAUGGUGCUGGCCAUGUACUACAUCUUCUUCUUCGACUCCAGUAUGCCGGACAUCCACCUCAAGUUCCCCGUCUCCAUUGGCGGCCACCCGGUGCAGAAGGUGCACGAGUACCAGUGACCCAACCACCCAUUUUAGCCCCUCUAAAAGUGGGUGGCUUAGAAGGCAGUCUGCUGCUAAUUGGAUUUGGAAAUGCUAGCAAAGAUAAAAUUGUGAUACCCGAAAAAAUAGCCAUUCGCCUCCUAAACUCAUCGGAAGUGACCGCGGAGCAGUUCUACAAGCACAUC
Messenger RNA from Drosophila elegans, 449 nucleotides. RefSeq lists its product as uncharacterized. The coding region runs from base 1 to 282 and encodes 93 amino acids. NCBI's taxonomy places the organism in Eukaryota, Metazoa, Arthropoda, Insecta, Diptera, Drosophilidae. The record is from RefSeq and is a predicted model, not a curated record. The transcript is spliced from 2 exons.